Messenger RNA from Anguilla rostrata (American eel), 1649 nucleotides. It is a transcript of the gene spag8, whose product is annotated as sperm associated antigen 8. Gene Ontology annotation, cellular component: cytoplasm; nucleus. Gene Ontology annotation, biological process: positive regulation of transcription by RNA polymerase II. The transcript is spliced from 6 exons. Gene Ontology annotation, molecular function: microtubule binding. The record is from RefSeq and is a predicted model, not a curated record. NCBI's taxonomy places the organism in Eukaryota, Metazoa, Chordata, Actinopteri, Anguilliformes, Anguillidae. The coding region runs from base 142 to 711 and encodes 189 amino acids.
CGCUUUUCAAGCGGUUCCGCCAUUGCUGUGAGCUUGGAGUAGUUUUCCUUGCUUUUGCAAAGUCAAGAAAAAUAUAAACGAGUUGAUAUUAUUUUAAUAAGAAAAUACAGUAUAUUCACACACCCAGAAUAUAAGGUUAAAAUGAACACAUCAGACGAUGUGGAUAAAACAUCGCCAGGAAAAUGUCUCUUGGAUAAUUGGGUGGAAGAGAGGGCCACAUCAUUUCUGGAUACUGAGGAAUCCAAAGCUCACAUUUCCAAACAUGGACACAAAGGGAUUAUUUCUAUGGACCUGGUAUCUAAAGCUCAAGAUGUCACGACAGUGAAAGAGGAUUUCAUUCCCCCUGUGGCUCCUCAGAUAAGACAGAGGGGGCUACGAGAAGAACUUUUAGAAAAAGCCCUUUACAAGACAAUAAGCCAGCAGGUGGAUGAAGAAUUUAAUCCUGGUCCUCCUCCAGCUGAGUUUAUCUCCACCACAAGAGAGGACUUCAAAGUACCUGGGUUUCAAUCAGUACCCCCCUCUCCCUCCAAGGAACAUGAUUACAAAAGUGACCAGGCCAUUUCUUUUUGGAGUGAGAACUAUCAGAAGGUACAGCGUGUAACAGCAGUCAGGACAAGCGACACUCCAUUCAGAAAGAAUGCAGCAUUCAGCACACCUAUUGGUCAACGUCUAGAUGAUCCUGUGACACCUGAGAAUAGUCCAGAUGUCUGAGCUUGGAACACUGGCUUAAACACGCAUAUACUGUACACAAACUAUGUCGCACAUUAUUUUAUUGCUGUGUAAUUACUGCACAAUUCUUUAACUUUUUGAUUUUUGUCUUCCUAUGCAUAUGUUAGGAUAUUUAACUGAAUUGCUGCCAGUAACUUAAUUCUUUCUGGAAGUGAAAUUCCACCUGUGUCUUUUUAGGGGAAUUUACAUAUAAGUAACAAAACAACACAUACCGUUAAGCAAUAAAUACCAUUUCGCACCAUUACUUAAAACUAUUAUUUUUAUUUUAUGAUGCAAGUUUUUCAAGUCCUGUGAAACCCUUUAACCUAAGCAAAGACCAGCCAUACAGUGGCUAUUUUCACAUACUCAACCGCCCUCCUUAUUUAAGUCAAUAGGUUGAUCUAUGUCUGGACUGCAGGGUGGGAGGGGAUUAGGAGAUGAGAGAGUGGCCUCUGAUGGGAGCCUGACAUGAGGGGUCAUAAAAGGGUAAUCCAUCCCUCCAAGCAAGCAGAGAGGGCUGUACAUACAUCACUGAGCUGGGCAAUAUGUUGUUGCACACCUCUGCUUUUAUGUGAUUGUCUUUCAGAGUGCUUCAUGAAUCUGAGUGAGAAUGACCAUGCUGAGUGUUCUCAGGUUUAUUUAAAGGUGUACACUAAUUGAUUGAUUGAUUGAAUGUACCGCUACAUGUUUUCCAAGCACAAAGAAGUGCAUUGCAUUUUAUUAAGCCGCAGUGUUCGCUUAUCAGCCCAGAGAGGUUUCCGUUCCAUACAGCAUUGUGCUGUUGUGUUGGUCAGUGGUAGGAUGCAGAACCUCUUGGGUGUUUAACAGCCAGAGAUUGCAUUUGCCCUGUAAACUAUGUUAAAUGCAUCUGGACGACUUACAAUUUGUUGGCAUAUAUUAUAUUAAAAUCAUUUUGGUUUGCACUAAAUUUGGGAAUUUCA